Messenger RNA from Drosophila erecta, 4100 nucleotides. RefSeq names its product potassium voltage-gated channel protein Shaker (gene shaker). NCBI's taxonomy places the organism in Eukaryota, Metazoa, Arthropoda, Insecta, Diptera, Drosophilidae. The record is from RefSeq and is a predicted model, not a curated record. Bases 2508 to 3521 code for a protein of 337 amino acids. The transcript has 9 exons. Gene Ontology annotation, molecular function: delayed rectifier potassium channel activity; protein binding. Gene Ontology annotation, biological process: protein homooligomerization; potassium ion transmembrane transport. Gene Ontology annotation, cellular component: voltage-gated potassium channel complex; membrane.
CGGAAUCGGUUGGCAUUAUUCGGGCGUUGCGAUUCUGGGUUCCGCAGACUAAAGUCUCCAGCGCCUAGUCGUUGGGUAUACGGCGCGAUGUACAGAGCCGCGACACGCGACACGCAACCAGCAGCAGCAGCAGCAGCAGCAGUAGCAGCAGCAGCAGCAAAAGUUGUGGCAGCAGCAACGGCAACAGCAACACUUGCAACAGCAGCAGCAACAGCAGCAGCCGGAAGACCAAACGACCAUUGAGCCGCCCUUUUAAGCCGUGUUAGUAGACCGUGGUCGUCGCAGUACAAAACCGUCGCCAAUAUAAUAAAAUUGAGAAAUUGAAGGAAUGAGAAAUUACCGCUAAAAACGUCGCAGCCUCCUCCUACGAAUACUUCUAUUCCUUUUUUUUUUUGGUACAUUUUUUUCCAGUGCUCGCGACGCGAACCAAUUCGAAACCUAACAAAAUCUGAAAAUAAUACAAACCCUUUCUAACUUCAACAUCAGCGAAAAAGUCCUUCGGCCAAGCAACUUGCCUACUUUGAGGCGGCAGGAGCGACACGAAUCACACCCCUAAUACCCCGCCAAAUGAGCUGGAAAUGUCCAAGUGGCCGGCGGCGAUGGUGGAUGGGCCAUCAAGGAAGCAGCAACAGCAGCGGCGGCAAAUAAGCCAAAUUAGCGAGAUCCCGGCCAGAAGCGGGCACAUCUCAAUCUCAUCCGAGGAACAAUGCCCUGAAAGAAAGCCAUUCAAAUCGCCCAAGUAAUCGGCAAAUUAUCGAGUAUUCGCAUCGCAUCGCAUCGUUUCGUUACGUUACGUUUCUUUCGGUUUCGGUUUGGGUUUCGUUUUCGGUUUCGGUUUCGUGUCCGCGAGUGCUACCACUUCCGUUUCCGCCUGCGUGUCGGUGUGUGUGUCUAUAUCCCCAUCUAAUCUGUAUCUGAAUCUGUAUCUGUAUCUGUGUGUGAGCAGUUGGCCAGAUACGUAUAUCAAUCUUGAUUUGUUUUUUGUUUUUUUUUUUUCAACCCCACAUCCCCACUUGCAAAGAUCGUUAAAGAGUUGGGAAACUAAACUAAAUAGAAGCGCAGAGCAUCCGAAUCAAGUCGGAUAAAUGAGUACUGAGUGUUGCGGUCGAGGGUUCCAUGGUUCUGGCCACCAGCAUCGCUGGCCAACACUGUGCAUCGUGAGUGGGACUCGAAUCGCAGCCGUUAUCACUCUUCUCGCCCUCUGUCCUUCGCUAUCUGCAUUAUCAAGGCCAACUACGGAUAUUAAUAGUUCUAAUUGCAAAUAAUUAUCAAUAGCAAUCUACGAUUCAAGUAAUAACACAAUACAUAUUCAAAACAUAACUACCAGCUCAGCCAGCACACGGGAAGGCAAUAAGCUGCCCGUGCACGUAAUUCUUCAUAUCGUCGUUUAAUCGCCUUCCUGCCCUUUGCACUAUAUAUCAGCAACAACUACAACUAAAAAUUCAAACAAAAAGCAAUCGUAAAAAGCAAAUAAUAAAAGUAAAUGUCGUAAUUGGAACAAAUGUUGUACAUACCUGCGGAUAAAUUGUAAAUACAUUUAGCGAUACUGCGAAAUACCCGAAAUAUGUCGAUACAAGCUAUAGCGAUUAGGCUUUUUCAAAAUCCAUUUCAUGCUCACUUUAACAUAAAGCCAUGUUUUGGCUUCCAGAAUUGAUUAAAUAACUUAACUAGCUUCCAUUAAAGUAAAGAGUUUCGGGUAUUUAAUAGUCGAUAUACUCGACUAUCAAUAAUCCUAAAUUAUAUCAAUAAUCGGACAUUUUCAUUCGUUAGAACCUUUGGCCAGCAAAAUUUAGCUAGAAGACAAAAUAUACAAGAAGAGGAAUUUUUGCAUACUAAAUUUAAUGAACCUGUACGGAAAUUGCAAAAAAGCAAGAAAGGACACACAAAGCAGAGACCCAACAAUAAUUAGCAUUAAAAAUUGGUUAACAAGCAGAAGACCCAGAAAAAUCGAAGUAAAAGGAUUAGUUGUACGCCCAUUGUGAUUAUUAAUUUUAGACAUAGGCCAAGAAACCAACAGCAAUUCGAAGGGAAUCGUUGCACUCAAAAAUAACAGCAGCACAACACGACCAAAAAGCAAAGCAAAAGCACGAGAGCGAGAGCGAAGCAAAGCAAAAGCACGAAGCAACAUUAGCCGCCCAAAGAAACUUGAAAGCAUUAGCCGAAAACUCUUAGUUCAAUUCCAUCCAACAACCAAAUCCAAACUCUCGGCUAUGACAAAUGUGAGGCGUUCAAACUAAAAACAAAAAACAUAAAAAUAAAAACCUAUUGAUGCGGCUGCCAAACCCAGCAACAACUCAGUUUCAACUCUUGCCCUGAAGCAUCUGUCCUCUAUAUAUAUAUUGGUUAAGUAUAUAUACAUCUGAUCUGAAGUUCCAAGUCGCGAGUGCGUUUCCGUUUCCGUAUCCGCAUCCACUUACGUUUCGGUUUCGUUGGAAAGCUAGUGCGGCUACUGCUGCCACUGCCACAGUUUCUUCGAUCGGAACCGGAUUCGGGAAACAGCCGCCAAGAUGACCAUGUGGCAGAGUGGCGGCAUGGGAGGCCAUGGCUCCCAGAACAAUCCAUGGAUGAAGCUGAUGGGCAUCGUUCACAAGGAGCGGCGCCACACGGAGAACGUCCAGAGUCAGUCUGGUUCCAACGAGCGCAACCUGAACCAGUCUUUGCCCAAAUUGAGCAGUCAAGACGAAGAAGGGGGGGCUGGUCAUGGCUUUGGUGGCGGACCGCAACACUUUGAACCCAUUCCUCACGAUCAUGAUUUCUGCGAAAGAGUCGUUAUAAAUGUAAGCGGAUUAAGGUUUGAGACACAACUACGUACGUUAAAUCAAUUCCCGGACACGCUGCUUGGGGAUCCAGCUCGGAGAUUACGGUACUUUGACCCGCUUAGAAAUGAAUAUUUUUUUGACCGUAGUCGACCGAGCUUCGAUGCGAUUUUAUACUAUUAUCAGAGUGGUGGCCGACUACGGAGACCGGUCAAUGUCCCUUUAGACGUAUUUAGUGAAGAAAUAAAAUUUUAUGAAUUAGGUGAUCAAGCAAUUAAUAAAUUCAGAGAGGAUGAAGGCUUUAUUAAAGAGGAAGAAAGACCAUUACCGGAUAAUGAGAAGCAGAGAAAAGUCUGGCUGCUCUUCGAGUAUCCAGAAAGUUCGCAAGCCGCCAGAGUUGUAGCCAUAAUUAGUGUAUUUGUUAUAUUGCUAUCAAUUGUUAUAUUUUGUCUAGAAACAUUACCCGAAUUUAAGCAUUACAAGGUGUUCAAUACAACAACAAAUGGCACAAAAAUCGAGGAAGACGAGGUGCCUGACAUCACAGAUCCUUUCUUCCUUAUAGAAACGUUAUGUAUUAUUUGGUUUACAUUUGAACUAACUGUCAGGUUCCUCGCAUGUCCGAACAAAUUAAAUUUCUGCAGGGAUGUCAUGAAUGUUAUCGACAUAAUCGCCAUCAUUCCGUACUUUAUAACACUAGCGACUGUCGUUGCCGAAGAGGAGGAUACGUUAAAUCUUCCAAAAGCGCCAGUCAGUCCACAGGUAUGAGAUUUCUGUUUGCCCAAUGCCAACUACACCAAAAAUAUCGAUAUUAAUCACCCACACACGACCACACAAACUCACAUGCAUAUACAGUUGAACCGAUUAAAGUAAUAAAUGUUGCCAUCAUCAUUUAUGAGUUGCCUGACAUGAUAACGAAGGGGUUGCCUGCCCGCCCCGAAAUACAAAAAAAAAACCAACACACAACUUUCAGUCAAAACUUUUCAUUUUUUGCAAUCAACCAACUUAUCCCAAACUACCAGUUUAUCGAUAAGAAAUGUUCAUUGUUGUAUAUUACCGAUACUUACACAAAUCCAACAUCCGCUUACUCACCUCUAAAUACCAACAUACGAUCGAUCUAUGUAAAUGAAAAUCCAUCAUAUAUAUAUAAACGAUAGACACCAGUACAUACAAACACACAUAUAUAUAUGCAUACCACCUAUUAUAUAUAUAUAUAUUUCGAUAAAAUUUUUAGGACAAGUCAUCGAAUCAGGCUAUGUCCUUGGCAAUAUUACGAGUGAUACGAUUAGUUCGAGUAUUUCGAAUAUUUAAGUUAUCUAGGCAUUCGAAGGGUUUACAAAUAUUAGG